CGCAUCGUCGCUACACUUUGUGCUGUCGGAAUCUGAACGCGUCUGCAACGGCUGCCUGCUGCCUGCUGCUGUUGUGCCAACACGCCACUACCCACCACUCGCCAACCAUGGACCCAGCCAUGUACAUGGUGGUGACGUCGAGUCACAUCUAUUUGCAUUGCCGCGCAGAGAUCGGUGUCCACGUAUCCAUUGACCGCAGCAAUCACAACAUCAAGCCAACUCGUCGCCCACCCACCUACGAUCCGUCGUCCGCAGUGCCGCUCUUCGGGAUUCUCGGCACCAUUAACCUCGUCAACGGCCCAUGCCUGAUUGGCAUCGAUGGCGUCCGUGCAGUGGGCGCGCUGAAGGGCACGCAUGCCGUGUUUCAGAUCACAUCCACGCGACUUCAGCCUUUCUCCGCCACCACCGCACACCUCACCCCAGACGAGGCCACAAGCCAGGCGCACUGCCUUGAUUUGCUCGCGUCCAUCACCAGCGAUGGCGACUUUUACUUCUCGCACACAUAUGAUCUCUCCAGCUCCGUCCAACAACAGGCCUUGAUGUGGCAGACGGCGGGCGGGUCUGGGUCGCGCAUUGCACUUGACGAAAUGGCUGAUCCACGAUUCUACUGGAACCGCAGCCUCCACAAAUCCCUCAUCGCAAAGCCGGAGCUGCGCGUGCUUGCGGUGCCGGUGAUUAUGGGGUUCGUGCACAUUGAGGCCGUCAACAUCAACGGAAAGCCGUGUCAAUAUUGCCUCAUCUCCAGACGCGCAACAGCGAGAGCAGGCACGCGGUUCUUCAAACGCGGUAUCGACGAGCAAGGGCACGUGGCAAACUACGUUGAAACGGAGCAGAUUGUGUCGUGCGGAUCGCUGGUGUCAUCGCACGUGCAAGUGCGCGGGUCCUUCCCGCUCUUCUGGUCUCAAACGCCGUCGUUCAAGUACACGCCCACAAUUGCGAUAUCACGCACGCGUGACCACUUCCACGCAGCGAAGCGACACUUCAACGACCUCUCACUGCGUUUUGGGGAGGUGCUUGCGCUGAACUUGGCCGGGCACAAGAAGGGCGAGUGGCAGCUGUGUGAGCGGUAUGAGGCAAUCGCCAACCAGCUCAAAUCAGACGUCAACCUGAGAUAUUUGCAUUUUGAUUUCCACAAGGAGUGCUCGCGCAUGCGAUGGCACCGUCUCUCCCUCCUCAUGACUUCACCCGGCCUAACUUAUUGCCGCCGCCAAUGCUCGAAUCAAUUCUCAUCCAAUCGCCGACAACGAGCACAAAAGUCGUCUGAUGUGUUCUGCAUCCACUUCCCCCACCCUCCCCGCUUCCACUUCUGCAAUGACUCAGAACUAAGUUAGCUCGAGCAUCUUCCUCUC
This is a messenger RNA of Salpingoeca rosetta, 1349 nucleotides long. RefSeq lists its product as uncharacterized. The record is from RefSeq and is a predicted model, not a curated record. Bases 108 to 1331 code for a protein of 407 amino acids. Gene Ontology annotation, cellular component: endoplasmic reticulum. Gene Ontology annotation, biological process: phosphatidylinositol dephosphorylation. The transcript is spliced from 12 exons. NCBI's taxonomy places the organism in Eukaryota, Choanoflagellata, Craspedida, Salpingoecidae. Gene Ontology annotation, molecular function: phosphatidylinositol-4-phosphate phosphatase activity.